UUUUUUUGUCACAGCUUUUAAAAUAUUUAAUCGAUCUUAACCAAAUUUCGCACACAAGUUAAUAUAAUUAAUGCUAUUUUUAGCUUGACAAGAACAGAACUGAUUCUACAAAUGGCGAUGAAUAAAAAUUCCAGUAAUAUGGGGGAAGAAAUAUGUCAUGAGGAGCCUGACAAUAUUAUCGAAGAAGCGUCUCAACAUAGCUUUAUAAUUUUGCCGAAUGAAAGUACUGACAUAGUAAAUACUGUGCAGACGGUAGCUGGUAGGAUUAGAUGCAGACGAAAUUGGGGAAUCCUAUAAUAACAGAGAUGUAAACACAAAAUUUGGGAAAUAUGUUUGAAAACAGAGUUAUUUAUUUUGAAGAGAACUUUGUACCUGCAGCGAUUGAAGGUCAUUCAGAUUUGGCACUGGGGAAUGAUUUUCAAGAAAUUCAGGAACCCAUUCUUCAGAAUAAUUUGACUCAAUUGGAAAAUGUACUUUAUGAACGUAGUGACGGUAAUAAUGAGAAUUCGGACAUAAUACCCGACUUGCAAGUUGUUCAAAAUCCAGAAGAAAUUCAAUCGCAUGACUCUUUACAAGAUGUAUUUCAAGAUGAGCAAGAUAUUGGAAUUACUCAAACAGAAAAUGAAGAAGACUCUAGCAGUCCAGAUGAAAAUAUUCCUUUGGCUAAUUUAAAAGAACUACAGAGAAAGGAAAAUAUGAAAAAGAAGAAAAACAAAAUAUCAUGGAAAGAAAGGUCUAAACUUAAAAAUAUAACAAAACAUCCACUUAGAGAAGCCUGCAAAGAUUCAUGCAGCAAAAAGUGGAAGAAAUUAAUAAAAGAAGAACAAAGACAAUCAAUUCAUGACAGUUUUUGGUCUUUAACAUGGUAUGAUCAAAGAAAGUGUAUCCUUAAUUCAUGUAGCCGAGUGUCAGUUAAAAAGAGAACUAUAACUGCUGGAUAUUAUCAAUGAAAUUUAACUUUUUCUUACAAAUUAACUCAAGACAGUGGAAUGUUAGUGGAUGUAUGUAAGAUUUUUUAUUUAACAACACUGGGAUACCAUCCAAAAAAUGACAGAUUUAUUUUUAAUGUUUUGCACAAAACUGGACCAGGAUCAAUAUUACCAAAUAAAGACCGCAGAGGACAUAAUCCUCCGGCCAAUAAAAUUGAUAGGCAAUUGAUAUUAAAUCAUAUCGAAACGUUUCAUCCAAGCAUUUCCCACUACCGACGUGAGCAUGCUCCUUACGUGAAAUACCUGCCCAGCGAUGUAACCAUUGUUUCUAUGCAUCAAGAUUAUAUAGAAAAACACCCAAAACACAAAUGUGGAUAUCAAGCAUAUAGAAAAAUAUUAUUUGCAGAAAAAAUUAGAUUUACAAAACUGGGCCAUGAAGAAUAUGAAAGUUGCGAAGUUAUGAAUCUUCAUGAGCACCAAAGUGAAAAUUUAAACCCAGAGUGCUCAGUUUGCAAGAAAUGGUCAGAUCACAUAAAUAAGGCCAAAAUCGCCAGAAAUCUAUAUAAAGCACAUGCAAACACUGACUACGAUUGUAGAACAGUUUGCAUUUCAGCAGAUUUAGAAAAAAUCGUCAUGCUUCCAAGGAUGGAAAGUUUUAAAAAAGUUUUGUUUACUCAAAGGUUAGUAGCUUACAACGAAACUUUUGCACCCCUUGGUUCAAAAAAAUCCAAUGCCACAAAAGUAUUACCAUUUGCAGUUACUUGGCAUGAAGCCAUACGGGGAAGAGGGAAAGAGGAAUUGAUAAGUUGUUUCUUUCAGUUCAUACUUCGACAUAGAGACGCUGAAAAUUUUAUAUUUUGGCUCGAUAACUGCUCUUCCCAAAAUAAAAUUUGGGCAAUAACGACAUUUCUUGUUUACAUUGUCAAUUCUUUAAGAGUGGCAGCUUAGACUAUUGAUUUUUUUUAUUUUGAGGCCGGUCAUACGUUUAUGUCAGCCGACUCCCUACACCAUCAAAUUGAACUAUCACUUAGGCGUCAAAAAAAAACUUGUGACUUUAAUGAUUUCGUCGCCGCUAUUCAAAAAGCAAACGGAGGAAAAAUGGAAACACAAGAAAUGAUGAUAACUGAUUUUUAUGAGUUUAAAGAUUUGUCAUCAGUUAAUAAGAGAAACAUGACAACUAAUAAAGAAAAGAUAUUGCUAUCGGAUAUUGUCCAUGUAAAAGCAACACGAGGAUCUUUUGACUUGAUGGUCCAAUGUGAUCUAAAAAGUGAAAACUUUAAAACACUUAAUUUUCUUCGGAGUGAUGUAUAUAAAAUAAAAACAAUUUUUGACCCUUUUCAGUUUACUAUUACAUGUGGAAUUAGUGAGGAAAAAAAAGCAACUAUUAUAAAAAAUUUGUUGAGCGUAAUGACCGAAAAUCGAAAAGAAUUCUGGCUUAAUUUACCUGUGUUUACCGCUCCACAAAAAACACAAAAUAUUAAAAAGAAAUGUAACAAAAAAAGAGUAACUCAAUAAAUAAAAAUGUUCAAAAUUUA
Molecule: messenger RNA, 2464 nt
Organism: Anthonomus grandis grandis
Lineage: Eukaryota; Metazoa; Arthropoda; Insecta; Coleoptera; Curculionidae
Exons: 3
Coding region: 330-950 (206 amino acids)
Source: RefSeq, a predicted model, not a curated record